CCAAAAAAAAUCCAAAACGCAGAAGUGAAGACAAACAGGAAGUGAUUCAAAUCAGAUGUCAGUACUUUCUUCUCCGCUCUGUUUCAAAGUUAACCGCGUAGGAGGCAAGUCGCCAUUGCAGCUCCCCGCGUGCGGCAGCUUCUCGCUUUAACGAACUUUAAUCCACGCGAUCCGGUUCCGCGGCUCCGCGUCUCCCCGCGAACGCCCUUCAUUCAUUCAUCGACCAAAAAAAAAAAAGGCUCCGGCACCGCCAGGUGAAUCCAGGCCAACAGGCUGAGAGGCUCCAGCGAGGGAAACGACGAUGGCUUCAGCGUGGCAGAGCGUCGUGUCCGUGCACCAGACGAUAGUGGAAAGCGGAGACAAGAGGACGGACGAGUGGCUGCUGGUCUACUCCCCCGUCCCGGUGGCGCUCAUCUUCCUGGCGUACCUCUUCGUGGUCUGGGCCGGCCCCCGUCUGAUGAAGCACAGAGAACCCUUCGACCUCAAAGGCGUCCUGGUCUUGUACAACUUCGCCAUGGUCGGCCUGUCGGCCUACAUGUUCUACGAGAUCCUGGUCACGGCGUGGCUCUCCAACUACAGCCUCCUGUGCCAGCCCGUCGACUACAGCACCAAGCCGCUGCCCCUGAGGAUGGCCAAGGCCUGCUGGUGGUUCUUCUUCUCCAAGAUCAUCGAGCUGGCCGACACGAUGUUCUUCAUCCUGAGGAAGAAGAACAACCAGCUGACUUUCCUCCACGUCUACCACCACGGGCCCCUGAUGUUCAACUGGUGGGCGGGCAUCAAGUACGUGGCCGGCGGACAGUCGUUUCUCAUCUGCCUGGUGAACACCUUCAUUCACCUGGUGAUGUACUCGUACUACGGCCUGGCGGCGCUCGGCCCCCACAUGCAGAAGUACCUGUGGUGGAAGCGGUACCUCACCUCUCUGCAGCUGGUGCAGCUUUUUCUGUUCCUCGUGCACUCCGGCUACAACCUGUUCACCGAGUGCGACUUCCCCGACUCCAUGAACGCGGCGGUGUUCGGGUACUGCGUCGUGCUCGUCAUCCUCUUCAGCAACUUCUAUUAUCAGAGCUACCUCAACAAGAAGAAGCAGAAAUAAGUGUUUGUGUCUGUUUGAGGGAUCGUUUUCCGUCUGCAGUACUCGGCUACGUCCACCAGAGGGAGCAACGGGCCCGCCGUCUGCGCGUCAUUCCCCCUCAUUUAAGUUCUCUCUGUAUUUUAUAUCAAGUGUCAAAUGCAUGGUUUAAAAAGACAUGAUCAUUCAAUUAUUUAUUUCUUAAAUUGAGAAAUGACAAAUAUUCAAAUGAUUGCUGUAAACAAACUGUACAUUUUAUACAUAACAAAGUAGGUUUUUUUCUGCAUUACUGCAGAAUUAAAGAGUUCACACUUUCCUCAAAGGAUCCAUCCCCUUAAUAGAACAAAAUAUGGAAAUUAACAUUCCACUGCCAAAACACUGCAAAAUGAUAUAUCCUUUUCAACACUUCAGUCUAAAAUAGAUUGAAACAUGUAAAGUCAAAACGAGAAGGAAGACAUUUAAUUUCCAUUCACGAGUUUUGUGUUUGAAAUGUAUAUAUUGAUGCUAAAAAAACCCUACAUGAGUUCUGAGUUUAAGAAAUAAAGUAUAUGGAACCUUUAAAAGCCUAACAAAAAUGG
Gasterosteus aculeatus aculeatus (three-spined stickleback) is the source of this 1647-nucleotide messenger RNA. RefSeq names its product very long chain fatty acid elongase 4. Gene Ontology annotation, cellular component: endoplasmic reticulum membrane. Gene Ontology annotation, biological process: very long-chain fatty acid biosynthetic process; fatty acid elongation, monounsaturated fatty acid; sphingolipid biosynthetic process. Gene Ontology annotation, molecular function: fatty acid elongase activity. The record is from RefSeq and is a predicted model, not a curated record. Lineage: Eukaryota; Metazoa; Chordata; Actinopteri; Perciformes; Gasterosteidae.